AUGAAGAAGGAAUGUAUCUCUUCAGACGGCUUCAUCUCCGGGAAAGCUAUCCACAACUACCUGGUCAGGUUCGCCAAAGAUCAUGAUUUCAUGCGUCACGUUCGCCUUCAGACUCGUGUGACUGAAGUGCGCAGAAAUGCCAACCACCAAAGCUGGAUCGUGGAGACACGGUCUGGAGAGCGACCAAUUCAAUGCAAUAAGUUGAUCUAUGCCACGGGGGCUAGUUCCAGCCCAAUCCGACCGGAAUGGCCUCGAGAGAAUUUCGACAAACCCCGUCAACCACUCGCUAGCCAUGGCCACAAAUUUCUGCUCAAAGCUGGGAAGAAGGUUGACUGGAUUAUCCGACCCAGUGCCUCCGGGGCGUUUUCCAUAUUCGCCCCGACGUUCAUGGGCUUGUGGCAUACAUCGGAUCAUAUAUCUACUCGAUUUGCAUCCAGCUUUAGCCCUACUAUCAUGAGUUGCACUGGGCUCUGGGAUAGCUUCUGGCAGCGCACUAUGUUUGGGAGAUCUCUUACGCGUGUCUAUUGGCCAGUUGCCACGGGCCUGGCAGCGGGAUAUGCGCGGUUCGGGGAUAGUGAACAUACCGAGCAUCUGCGGCCUUGGCCUCACACGGAUGGGCUUUUCUGGGGCAGUGGGGGUAUCGGGAUCGCGACUGUGCCCGACUUUUGGCAGGUCAUCCACGACAGCGACAUCACCGUCCAUCGCACGGAGAUAGAGUCACUCUCGCACCUUGAUAUGGUCAACCUAAAGAACGGAUUUUCCGUGCCGACUGACAUAGUGAUUCAUUGCACUGGGUUUGAGAAAGGUUAUAACACGUUCAGUCCGCUGCUGCAGGAAGAAUUAGGUCUCCAUUACGACCCGCAAGCGAUAUCUUGA
Messenger RNA from Aspergillus pseudotamarii, 876 nucleotides. RefSeq lists its product as uncharacterized. The coding region runs from base 1 to 876 and encodes 291 amino acids. NCBI's taxonomy places the organism in Eukaryota, Fungi, Ascomycota, Eurotiomycetes, Eurotiales, Aspergillaceae. The transcript is spliced from 3 exons. The record is from RefSeq and is a predicted model, not a curated record.